Molecule: messenger RNA, 5210 nt
Organism: Penaeus vannamei (Pacific white shrimp)
Lineage: Eukaryota; Metazoa; Arthropoda; Malacostraca; Decapoda; Penaeidae
Source: RefSeq, a predicted model, not a curated record
CUAACAUUAAUAAAAUGAUACAGCGAGAACAAGACACGUGGUCAGUAAAUAAGGGCGUGACCACACCCUACACCCCAUUCAGGAGCAAAGCUCAAAGGCGUAGAGGGUAUGGACAGCCUGAAGGCCUUGGGUUCGGGGAUAUCAACUCACCAAAAUUGAGAGAUCCUACCAGGGAGAUAUCCCACACAGUUUUCCCAUCGCGAGUCGAAGCAAGCCAAUUAAGAUACGUUGAUGAUGACGGUGAUAUUGGCCUUUUUAGUCCAACCAUUAAGAGGAGCCGCCAAGAGGUGUCCCUUCUGAAUGACGAUACCUCAAGACUAAUGGAGUCAGUCCUAAGAAAAAAUAUUCAUAGCAGCAUGGACGUGAAUGCCAGUGUGUCUCAAAACAUUUCCUCUGAUUUGCUGUCCUUACUGCAAACCCCCAAAAUUGCCCGUAAGAGGAAACCACUGAACCGUUCUGUGGGAGAGUCACCUCUUGCGGACACCCCACAGUCCAUACUUAAGGUGCGCCAGAUGGUACAAAGACCCAUGAGUCCAUCAGCAACCAGCGACACUUCCAUCCCAGUGUUCCCGAGAAUUACCAAGAGAGCCAGUAUCUCCAGUGAGGAGGUUGUGACAAGCAAAGUCAACGAUACUAGCAUGACCCCCAAGCAACUACGUUUCCACCUCCCCAAGAUGAGAACAGAAGGAGAGAGCAACAGCAAGGAAGAAGUGCUGGAUAGGGAUGAAGAGGAUGAUCUGACACCCUUGAAACUUGAUGUGGAAGAGGAUGAGGAGCAAGAGGAGAUUGAUGAGGCAGUGGAGAUUGAUGAGGCAGUGGAGGAGGAGGAGGAAGAAGAAGAGGCGAUGGAGCAGGAGGAGGAGGAGGAGGAUGAAGAGGAUGUUGCAGAAGUCGAUGAUGAAAAGGAAGUUGAUGAAGAGGAGGAAAAGAUAGCUGCUGAACAAGAAGUAGCAGAGGAAGAGUCUAUAGACAUGGAGGAGCCAUUUAGGAAGACAGAAGCUGAGGAACAAGAGAUGGAGGAUGUAGAGGUAGAAGAGGAAGAAACAGAUGAAAUGGAAUGCAAUGAGGAAGAGAAAGAAACAAGCAGCGGAAACUGGAUUGCCGUGUCACCUCGUCCAGAAAUCCACAAUAAGAAGCUAAGCCCAGUGAGGCGGAAGUCUACUGGAAUCCCAUCGCCACGGCAACCUCUGCCUGGCUACGUGGCCAAAACAACUCGGGCAGAAGCAAUGUUACCCCAGAGUGUCUUCAAGGAGUGUGCUGAUGCAGAUGAAGUGGAUGCAAGUAGAGCUUCUGAGGAUGAAGUAGAUGUUGAGUAUCCGAGCCGGGAGACAACAGUGAAUGAGGACUUUUAUAGCUUCACGGAAGAGGAUGACUUCAAUGUCUCCGAAAAGUCUGCAAUAUCUUCAGCAGGAGAUGAGGUGACCAAGGAAUCUGAUGCAAUGGCUGAUAGAGUAGAACAAAGGGAACUUGACUCUGAGAAGCCAAGUGAAACAGAUGAGAAAAUAGAAUGCAGCCUUAAUGAACUGCAAAACAAUGGCCGUGGUAUCAUUGAAGUCCAACGGGUAGAAUAUGUAGUAGAAACCUCCAAACAGGAAGUCCAUCAUGAGGAGGUAAAUAAAUCUGUAUUGAUAGAGAAAGAGACGCUCAUCCCAAGAGAACCUGAGACCAAAGAGGAGAAGUUACAGCAGCAACUCAAUGAAUCAGAACAUUUUGGCACUCUACAAUUUUCAGAUUCUGAGAGCGAAGAUGAAUCAACAACAAAAGACCAGCUUCAAGAAGAAGCUAUUACUGUGACCAGACAGGAAUUUGUAUUAGAAGAGAAUGGUGGCAGUGCAGAAAAUGAAGAGGAGAUCAUUGAGAAGCUGUCUGAGGAAGAGGAAGAGAUGAUAGUUGAAGCUCUCUCAGAAGAGGAAGAUCUGAGUCUGGUUCUAGAUACAACAGAGCGAUUCAGCCCUCUGCGAUUUUCAGAUUCUGAAAGUGAAAACGAUGGUUCUGACGGUGAACAGGAGAAAGGAAUUGAUAGAAAUGGAACAGAUAACAAGACUUUUGUAGAAUUAAGUGAAACCAAAGACAAAGAGGAAAUUAAGGUUGACGCUUCCCAGCGACAUCCCGUAAGUGUGCAGGUUUUCAAAACAGAGAUAGUCUCAGAGACAAAAGUCAUCAGGAAGACUGUAGAUUCUCCAUUACCGAAGGAAUCUGUCUUCACAGAGACCAGAUCAGAAACUAUCAGUGUAGAGAACAAUAAUGAAGAAAUUGCAAAAUAUAUUGAAGAGGAUGUAUCAAAGAAGAAUAUAACUGGUACAGAGACAGGAGAACCAAUUGCAAGCAGUGAAGAAGGAGUAUCAUAUACCUCAUCAACAAAUGGAUCAUCAGAACUAAACCACAAAGCCGUAGAAACAAUAUCAUUUCCAGACAUCUCAAAGUCCUCGACUGAGGUGCUGGAAGAUCAGUCAGAAAAAUUGGACAUUCCAUCUGCAGCAGACUCCAUGGACGUGGAUGAAGGACAGAGUGAGGUCAUUCAUCAAGAGAGCAAAGAAGUGGAAGUCCCGGAGAAAGACAUAGACGCAGGCAAAAAGGAGAGUGUUGCCGAAAAAAUGGAAGAAGAGAUGGGUACAUCUGUAGUAGAUGGUGUAGUUGGCUCUAAAGUAAGUGUCUUAGUAGAAAAAGAAAAUAUGGAGACAGAUGAAACUGAAGAGAAGGUAAAUGCUGAAGUUGAGUCUCAGCUAGAACAGGAAGCUGUAGAAAGAGCAGAAAUUGGUAGAUUAGAUGUUACACCUCCUGAGGAUUCCAAGGAGGAAAAAACUGUUGAUUUAGAAGAUGGUGCAACAGCCACUGAUGGUACUGUAAUUAAGUCAGACAUUGUGGAAAAUAGAGAUACUCAGGUUAGCAAGAAGAUUGAAGAAAUGAUUCAAGAAGUAGAAAGCAGUCCUUUAGAGGAAAGUUCUAAACUUCCUACUAGACCAGAAACACCAACUAGAAAAGCUGAGGAAGUGCCAGAAACUUCAAGGGUAGCUUCAGUGCGAAGAAGUAGAAGAGUCAGCACAUCAUCACCAGCCACUCCUGCAACCCCAAGAAGAAGUCGAAGGACAAGUGGCAAUACAGCAGAUGAACCAGUGACUCCUGCCCACAAAAGUUUAAGUGAAGUUGCCUUUGAAAGGGUGACAAGGUCAGGAAGAAAGAUUGGACAGGUGCCAACGCCGGUUACAAAGAAGCGGGCCACAUCUCCCACGUCUAACCUUGUCUUGUCAGGGAGGAUGCAGAGAAGAGCCUCAGCAGCAGCAGAGGAAGUGCAGAAAGUGACUCAGAGGCUGGAGUUGUCUACUGAUGAAACUGAGGAGGCACCUGCAGCAGUUCAGGAACCAGAGUCUGUGUCUAUAGCCACUCAUGAUGUCCUGCCAACUCCACCCUCAUCACCUACAACUCCAUCCACAAGGAGACGAAGGAGGCAGAGCUCUGGAGACGCUGAAGCUUCUGCCACCAAAUCCCCGAGUAGGCGUUCUACCAGACAAAGUGCCUUGGAUGAGUCUUUAGGGACAAUUCAAGAAGAAGCAGAGGUAUCAGAGAGUCUAGAGAUUAUAGCUCCAAAAAGUAAAACCACCCCUAGGAAAUUAGAAGGUACUCCCACCAAAGCAACUCCAACUAAAUCCACACCAACAAGGACACGCAGAAAAUCAGCCAAACAAGCUGCUGGCAUUGAGAGCUUAGAAACAAUUAAAGAGGAUGCAGAACUUUCAACUGGUUUUGUGCCUCUUGUUUUAGAUGAACAGAUAACAGGAACUCCAUCCCGAAGAACUCGUCGCUCACUUGCAGGAGAGACCAGUCGCACGCCUGGCACUCUUACACUUGGAGAGGUUUCAGAGACCACACCUGAAACCAAGACCCCAUCACGUACCAGAAGAAGGUCCAUAUCAAAGGCGUCAGAAGCCACUCCUGAAGUCAAGACUCCUAUGCGUACAAGGCGGCAAUCUGGUGCAUCUGAUGUUUCUGACAUUGCAGUGGAAGCUAAGACACCAACACGAAGGACACGGAAAUCUGUCACAAAGGAAGUGUUAGAAGUCACACCAGAGAAGAAAACUCCUGCAAGGACAAGAAGACAGUCAGUGUCCUCUGAUGUGUCAGAAGCAGCUCAGGAGGUCAAGACACCAACACGCAGGACACGCCAGUCUGUUUCAAAAGAAUUAAUGGAGACUGUCCAAGAAGCCAAAACUCCAGUCCGCACAAGAAGACAGUCUGCUUCAUCUGAAGUGUCAGAGGCUGCUUCAGAAACCCACGUGAAGACACGUGGAAGACGACAGUCGAUAUCAGAGAGCACGACAGAGGUUGUCCCUAAAGCAAAGACUCCCUCACAGAAGAGUCAACAAUCUCAGUCAACCAAAAGCACAAGAAGAAGAACAAUACAGGUUUUGCAAUCUGAAGAAGACUCGGCUUUUGAAGCUGCACACAGAUUGAUCUCUGUCCCAUCUCCAGGAUCAGAAAUAUCACAGAGAUCUCCAGAUAGAAUGUCAACCAGAUCUAGCGUCAAUAGCCCACUAACAAGCAUAAAAGACUCAGAGAGCAGCGAAGAAGAAGAGGUAGGCAGAAAUAGAUCAUCUAAGCAAGCAAGUAAGAGAACAGGGAGAAAGUCUUUGGCAGUUGAGAAGAUAGUGGAUGAAUCGACAGUCAGCAAGCGCAAGAGUCGUCGUCUCACCAGCAGCACACUCCCAACGGCUAUAGUGAGUGAGUUGCCUGAGAAGAUCAAGACUGGCAAGGCAUCUCGAAAGUCAGUUGUGUCGUCAAAGCUUUAUGCUGAUACAGAGACAGGGUUGUCCACGCCCCCAGAAUUUGGUGCUACUCGUCGUGCGCGGACUUCAAAGAAAGGAAGUAUUGCCUCCACUUCAAUAUUGCUCUUGGAGGAUUCAAAAGAAUUACUGGACGAAGAAGAGGAAAUGGUCCUGGAAGGUGGAGGGGAUGUGUUUGAAAGUGUAGAUGACGGUGAGUUUUUAACAGAGUUCAUCUAUAUGGGUAACAUUUCAUCCUUACUUGCUUCUGAAUUCAAUAUUUUUCUUUUAUUCUCUCCUUUUUUGAGAGCCUUCAACCAUAUAGGUGACAUUUCCUCCUUGCUCCACUUUCGAUUAGGGCACAGGGGCCUGGCAGACUUGACAGUCCUUCAACCGGAGGACCUCCCACACUGCACACCGUCCUUCACAGUUGACACAAGGCCAUCGUGUUAG